GUCAGAUCCAGAUGAUUGUCAGUUAGUUGUCAAACGUUUUAAAAGUGUUUCCAUUGUAGAAAAAUAUCAAUUUAUUAUGGAUUCUUACGAAAGCGUAAUAUUAGUUAAACCAGAAGUUUUCGUUUUCAACAUACCACCAAGGGCAUCAAAUAGAAGUUACAGAGCUGCCGAUUGGAAUCUUGCCGAACCCUCAUGGACUGGCAGAAUGAGAUUAGUGUCUCAAGCUGACCAAUGCGCCAUAAAACUUGAAGAUAAAAACACAGGUGAACUUUUCGCAAAGUGUCCUAUUGAAAAUUAUCCUGGAGUGGCAAUAGAGGCCGUAUCGGAUUCUUCUAGGUAUUUUGUGCUCAGAAUUCAAGAUGACAAUGGCAGAGCGGCAUUUAUUGGCAUUGGAUUCGGGGAUAGAUCAGAUUCUUUCGACUUGAAUGUUGCUCUACAAGACCAUUUCAAAUGGCUUAAAAAAGAGAAACAAAUAAGUGAAGAACCAUCUGGUCCAGCUCUUGAUUUAGGUUUCAAAGAAGGAGAAACCAUCAAGAUCAACAUGAAAAUUAGUAAAAAAGAUGGUAAUGAGGGAUCAUCAAGAACCAAACAACGACCUACUGGUGGAACUACUGGUUUCUUACCUCCACCACCAGGAGGCACUAGAUUACCAGCUCCACCAGGUAGUUCACCAGCAGGAUCCCCUGCACAUGCCGUAAAAACUCCUACAGGAGGUAAUGACUGGGGUGAUUUCGCUUCAGCACAAGCAAAUUCUUCUUUGACAAAUCAACCUUCUCCCUCGAACAGUAACUGGGUACAGUUUUAAGGCAUUUAUAUGUACAAUAUAAUUUAAUUCAAAAGUGUGCAUGUUAAAUAGCAAUAGGAAGAAUAUAUCAUGAAGAAUUCAGGGCUUUUGAAACUAAAAUUUUGGAAGAUCGUUAGGAUUAUUGUAUGUGGAAUAAUUGUUUCGAAUAAUUUACUUAAAUCAUACAGAAUUUUGAUGGAAUUUGUACAUUGAGGAGUCUGUAAAAUAUCAAUGUAUUUAUUGUAUAUUGUUGAGAUCAAAACUGUAGCAUAGUAAUUGAGAACUCAUAGCUAGGUUUUGAAUUGAUAGUUAAUUUCAUAUAAGAUUGAUAAUCGCAUUAAAAUUAUCUAUCCUUAUCUAUAAUGUUGAUCUUGAUUUUUUAUCAUAUAUAUUUCUAUAUCUGUUAUUAUCCAUUAAUUAUGGAUGUUUUACUAGAAAACUAUCUCUAUGUGUAAAUAAUAAUAUUGGGUAAAGUUACUUUAAUAAAGCACUUUUUGUUUGGA
Coccinella septempunctata (seven-spotted ladybird) is the source of this 1287-nucleotide messenger RNA. Its product is annotated as NECAP-like protein CG9132. The record is from RefSeq and is a predicted model, not a curated record. The coding region runs from base 77 to 805 and encodes 242 amino acids. Gene Ontology annotation, biological process: endocytosis. Lineage: Eukaryota; Metazoa; Arthropoda; Insecta; Coleoptera; Coccinellidae. Gene Ontology annotation, cellular component: membrane; clathrin vesicle coat. The transcript has 5 exons.